Molecule: messenger RNA, 2536 nt
Organism: Abrus precatorius (Indian licorice)
Lineage: Eukaryota; Viridiplantae; Streptophyta; Magnoliopsida; Fabales; Fabaceae
Product: cell division cycle protein 27 homolog B-like
Exons: 16
Coding region: 1-2259 (752 amino acids)
Biological process (GO): cell division
Molecular function (GO): protein binding
Source: RefSeq, a predicted model, not a curated record
AUGGAAGCCAUACUCAUAGAUUGCGUACAGAAGAGUCUGCACCAUUUCUUGCACUCCAACGCCAUCUUCAUCUCACAACGUCUUUGUGCUCAGUUUCCCUCCGAGACAAAUUUGCAACUUUUAGCUGGCUGUUACUUGCAGAGGAAUCAAGCUUUUUCUGCAUACCAUAUCUUAAAGGGAACCCAAAUGGCUCAAUCCCGUUACUUGUUUGCAAUAUCAUGCUUUCAAAUGGAUCUUCUUAGUGAAGCUGAAGCAGCAUUAUGUCCUGCUAAUGAGCCCAGUGCAGAGGUUCCAAAUGGUGCAGCUGGUCAUUAUCUAUUAGGGCUCAUUUACAGAUACACUGAUAGAAGGAAAAAUGCUAUACAACAUUUCAAGCAGGCACUAUUAAUGGAUCCUCUAAUGUGGGCUGCUUAUGAGGAGUUGUGCAUAUUAGGUGCUGCUGAAGAAGCAACUGCAGUUUUUGGUGAAGAGGCUGCUUUUUGCAUUGAAAAGCAAUACCUGAAUUGUUCAACCUCUACAAACUCACCUAUGUUGCCUGAAUAUACUAAUGAAGUUGCCACUAGACCUUGUAUAUCCAUGGAAGUGAGUUCAGGGCACUUCAAACAAAUGCAAGGUCUAAAGGAUGUUGCUGUAAAUCACCAUGGAGCAUCUAUAUUGGGAGGAGCUUAUGGUGAACCUAUUAAUAGUGGUCCAUCUAACAUGUCAUUUUAUAACACCCCAUCUCCAAUGGCUGCGCAGUUGUCAAGUGUUGCUCCUCCCCCUGUGUGUAGGAAUGUGCUGCCAAAUGGACAAAAUCUUACUAAACUUAGUGCUGACAGUUCUCCGAAAUCAACAGUGAACUCUCCUACUCAUGCCACCCGAAGAAAGUUUGUGGGCGAAGGAAAGUUACUAAAGAUUUCAGGUAGAUUAUUUUCUGAUUCUGGUCCUCGACGUAGUUCAAGACUCUCCAGCGAAUCAAGUAUAAAUGCAAAUGCGAAUGUAACAGUUGUAUCUGGAAAUGGAAUGAAUAACUCUUAUAAAGGUGGAUCAAAGCUUAGCCCUACAACAUUUCGUGCGAUGACAGUUCGUAGAGGACAAUCAUGGGCCAAUGAAAACAUUGAUGAAGGGAUUCGUAGCAUUUCAGAUGAUUAUCAUUUAAAUAAUACAUCAAUGACUUCAAGUUCAUCUCCAUUCACUGAAGUUAAAUGUGAACGAGGAGAAACUUUUCAAAUUGGCAGGCAAGUGAUAAGUGGUUCUAAGGUCAUCGUCGGUGCUUCAGAAAUAUUAUCCCUUUUAAGAGUUCUUGGUGAAGGCUUUAGACUAGCCUGCUUGUACAAAUGCCAGGAUGCAUUGGAUACCUAUCUGAAACUUCCACAGAGGCACUAUAACACUGGCUGGGUUCUCUCCCAGGUUGGAAAAGCAUACUUUGAACAAGUUGAUUAUUUAGAAGCUGAUCGUGCCUUUAAUCUUGCUCGUCAGAUUUCACCUUAUAGUUUGGAAGGAAUGGAUAUAUACUCGACUGUCCUUUAUCAUAUAAAGGAAGAUAUGAAGCUAAGUUACUUGGCACAGGAACUAAUUUCAACUGAUCGAUUAGCUCCUCAAUCUUGGUGUGCCAUGGGUAAUUGCUACAGCCUGCAGAAAGAUCACGAAACUGCACUGAAGAAUUUUCAACGAGCUGUUCAACUGAAUCCCAGAUUUGCUUAUGCUCACACCCUUUGUGGACAUGAGUAUGUUGCUCUAGAAGAUUUUGAAAAUGGGAUUAAGUGCUUCCAGAGUGCACUCAGGGUUGAUUCAAGGCACUAUAACGCAUGGUAUGGACUUGGAAUGGUAUAUCUUCGCCAAGAAAAGUUUGAGUUCUCUGAACAUCAUUUUCGCAUGGCUUUCCAGAUCAACCCAAGAUCUUCUGUUAUAUUGUCAUACCUUGGAACUGCUUUGCAUUAUUUAAAGAGAAGUGAGGAAGCAUUGGCCAUAAUGGAGAAGGCUAUUUUAGCUGAUAAGAAAAAUCCACUUCCCAUGUAUCAAAAGGCCAACAUACUCAUGAGCCUGGAAAAUUUCGAUGAGGCUUUGGAUGUCCUGGAUGAGCUUAAAGAGUGUGCUCCGCGAGAAAGUAGUGUUUAUGCUUUGAUGGGACAUAUCUAUAGAAGACGUAGCAUGCAUGAGAGAGCAGUGUUUCAUUAUGGUAUUGCUUUGGAUUUGAAACCUUCUGCAACAGAUGCUGCUGCUAUUAAGGCUGCCAUUGAGAAAUUGCAUGUACCCGAUGAGUUAGAAGACAACUUGUAGCUCUAUAUGUGAAGUGCAAGAUUUGAAUCCUUGGUUAUAAGGAUUUGCUUUCGGCUAAUUGUGUAUAAAAGCCGCACAAACGCUUGAGGAGUAUUCAUUCAAAGAAUCAUUCCAAUUUCCGGAUCUCUAGAACUGACUUAAGUUUUGUAGGAAAUUAGCAUAGGGGAAGAGACAUAUGUAACCGAGGCACCGAGAAGCUCCUAUACUUGUACAAAUAGUUGUAUAAUAUAAAGGAAAAAUAGUUAUCCAUUCAUAUGUUCAUAAAUCAUUUGCUUUU